This is a messenger RNA of Diutina rugosa, 363 nucleotides long. It is a transcript of the gene RPL35, whose product is annotated as 60S ribosomal protein uL29. Gene Ontology annotation, biological process: maturation of LSU-rRNA from tricistronic rRNA transcript (SSU-rRNA, 5.8S rRNA, LSU-rRNA); translation. The transcript has 2 exons. Lineage: Eukaryota; Fungi; Ascomycota; Pichiomycetes; Serinales; Debaryomycetaceae. Gene Ontology annotation, molecular function: mRNA binding; structural constituent of ribosome. Gene Ontology annotation, cellular component: cytosolic large ribosomal subunit; ribosome. The record is from RefSeq and is a predicted model, not a curated record. Bases 1 to 363 code for a protein of 120 amino acids.
AUGUCCGUGAUCAAGGCUCACCAAAUCAGAACCAAGUCCAAGGAAGAAUUGCAAACUCAGCUCGUUGAGCUCAAGCAAGAGUUGGCCACCUUGAGAGUGCAACAAAUCCAAAAGGCUUCGUUGCCCAGAAUCAACAUUGUGAGAAAGAACAUCGCCAGAGUGUUGACCGUCAUCAACCAAAACCAAAGAGAAACCGUCAGAGGCUUCUACGAAGGCAAGAAGUACAUCCCCAAGGACUUGAGAGCCAAGAAGACCAGAGCUUUGAGAAGAGCCUUGACCAAGGAAGAAAAGUCGCUCAAGACCGAAAAGGCCAAGAAGAGAGCCGUCGCUUUCCCCCAAAGAAAGUUCGCCAUCAAGGCUUAG